ACGUCUCCACGCUCUGGCUCCGCCCAAGCUUGUGUGCAGCUAGUACCGGAAGUUCCGUUCGGUCGCGAACUGGGACAGCAAGCGUACCUCUCACAGUGUAUGUGUGGCAACAACAUGUCUGUGCCGCUGCUCGCCGAGGCUGUGACGGUGUCUGGGAUGGAGAAGGAGACCGCGGCGGUGAUCUUCCUUCAUGGGUUAGGAGACUCAGGGCAUGGGUGGGCAGACACUCUGACGGGGAUCCAGCUGCCUCACGUCAAGUUCAUCUGCCCCCACGCGCCCCCGAUCCCCGUCACUCUCAACAUGAAGUCCAUGAUGCCUGCGUGGUUUGAUCUCAUGGGCCUCAGCCCUGACUGCCAGGAGGACGAGUCUGGAAUCAAGAAGGCGGCAGAGAACAUCAAGGCCAUAAUCGAUCACGAGGUCAAAAACGGAAUCCCCCCACACCGCAUAAUACUCGGUGGCUUCUCUCAGGGCGGGGCCUUGUCCUUGUAUACCGCCUUGACCUGCCAGCAUCAGCUGGCUGGCGUUGUGGCCCUCAGUUGCUGGCUACCACUUCACAAGAGUUUCCCAUCGGCGUCCAACGGCCACAAGAACCUCCCUAUCCUGCAGUGCCACGGUGAGAUGGACGUCAUGAUCCCGGUGCACUUUGGUGCCAUGACGGCAGAUAAACUCAAACACCUAGUCGACCCUCAGAUGAUCACCUUCAAAACCUACCCAGGGCUCCCUCACAGCUCCUGUCCUCAGGAGAUGGCGGCUGUAAAGGAUUUUUUGGAGAAGUAUUUGCCCCGUAUCUGACCUCACCUCAUCUCCACUGUGACCCCCCUCUGAGACACUGACCUGUCACCCCUGAUCUGCCAUUCUCCAACAGGAAACAGCCAUGAGCGCCCCCCCUUCCCACACACAUUGGCAAACACAAGCAUGAAAACACACACACAUUUGAUAAUCCUAAUGAUUCGAUCCACACAGCCAAACUUCUCCACGCAGUCCGACAACGCUCAUACCGAAAAAUACACACUGGUUUGAUUCUAACUUAAUUAAGCGCUCGCACUCACAAGUCUUAGCCUUUCGGAGUGAGAAACACUGACUCACGUGAUACAUUCCCCUUUUUAUUUCAAGAGCCUCUGUCUGUCGCCUCCACUCGACCUCAGCUUUUCUUCACCUUUGUUUCAUUUAGCGUCAUCUUAACCUCAAGCUGUCGCAUCCUCUACCGCCUUUCCCUUUUUUUCCCGCUGCAUCGGUCUGUAAGACAUUUGGUGGGAAACCACUAAGCAGGUUGACACCUACCUGAUACUGUCAGCGACCAUACUGAGGCUCAGUCAGACCGGAUUUCACUUCCCAAUCGUUUCUAUAUGAAACAGAGCGAGACACAUUCGCUUCUUGUCGCGGAUUUGAGCUGUGCUUUAGUUCAACCUGAUUGAACUUUGACACGUUAUAUUUUAACGCUCUCCGAUGUACCAGUAUGAUUUAAAUCGGCGGAAUUAAUUCCUCAAUCUAGAAAUCUUGGUUGUUCAUAGUCUUGAUUUUUAACUGCACAGUGAAAUAAAACCCUGCCCUCGCUAUGUCCUGUGCCCUCCAGAUUUUUUGCCACAGGUGAAAUUCAGUCUGACUGCGACUUCACUCCUGGAGCCCCAAAGAGUCUGACUCCGGGCUCAGUGAGUGCUGGUUUUAGAGCUGGUUUCCCACCAACCCAUCCAUCCCAGUGCAUGCCACCCCAUGACUUGACACUGCAGCCUGUCCGGGUCUGUCAUCGGUUAUCUACCUACACACAACACCGUUUUUAUUAAAGUACCAACAUCCACAAGGGCCUCACGUUUAUUUAAUUUUUUUUAACAAAUGUGAUAAAAUAUCGUGAAGUUUAUGAAGAAAAUCCAAUUGAAAUAAAAGAAAACUAACAAAUCGAUGCUUUUGCCACCCUGUGCUGUUUAUUUCAAAACUUCCCCUCCUGCAUGUUAGUAACCUUUUUCUGCUUUAUGUCAUUCUUGAUUUUAAAUUACCUUUUUUAUAAUAAAAAGAGUGUAGGCUUAAGGAUGAAUGACUAACAGGUAUGAGUUGCAUGAAAUAAAACACUCUAAAUGGUUGCAGGCCUGAACAGACUGCACACACCUCGAGUCGCUUCACUGUUCCUCCCAACGACUUCUCCUCUUUAAACAUUUUCCAUAUUCAAGUGUUCCUGUUUCAGCACGUGCUCACUCCAUGAAACACCCUCCUCUCCAUUAAUCCCAGUUGAUUUGCAAUGGUUUUGUUUGUUUUAAAACUCUGGGAUAAAAGCUGCUUCCUCUAAAUCUUCCACGACACCUUAGCAGCCCUGAAUUUAAAACUUCAGACCAUUUAUUCCCCACAAAAAUGUCAGAAAGUAUACUUACUGUAACCCACUAAUAGAACAUGAAAGGUCAGAUUUAAAGUGAACCCCCAUGCUAUAAUUGUUCACUACUUUAACAUAAAAUGGCUACGCACUUGGAGGGCUUUGGCAAGAAGCUGUUCCAACAUAACUGAAGGGUGAUUUUACAAAUUAAGAAAUAAGUUAAUCUUGAACAACGUGUGAUCCUUGAAUUUAGGAGUGUAACUCUGAGGAGUCGUGUGUGCUUAAAAAAUAUAUACAUCAGGUGUUCUGCAUUUUCCUUUGUGAAUGUUAAUUUUGCUCUCCUCAUGAUUACGUUCUGUGUUGCUGUUCUCAAUCCUGAUUGGAGAAAAAAAUAAGCAAAAAGGAGGAACGACAUCUGUUUUGAUUGUUGUGCAAAAAUCGAUGAAUGUCUCUCUUACUUCCUCGGGUCUUUUUAUGUUUUCCUGUCACUGAAUCUCUCUUCAUGUGGUUUAUUUUUCUCCUCUUUGACACCUUCACCAUUUCUUUUUAUUAUUCCAACAUUUCCCGCCCGUGUGACAACGUCGCACCGUCUUGUUUUUCUCCUGGGUUGUUUGUUGUCAUUGGUUAAGCUUUUUACAAAUGUGUGUUUUGUUUAUUGAACUUAUGUUUUGUCACUGUUGUCAUCUCAUCCUUUUUGUGUUUAUAAUGAUUAACAUUUAAAAAAAAACAUGUUUGGGGAGACUUGGUGAUCUCUCUGCUUUUUUUUGUUUGUUUGUUUGUUUCCAAAACACCUCUAUGCGGAAUAAA
Messenger RNA from Anoplopoma fimbria (sablefish), 3106 nucleotides. It is a transcript of the gene lypla2, whose product is annotated as lysophospholipase 2. Gene Ontology annotation, molecular function: palmitoyl-(protein) hydrolase activity; carboxylic ester hydrolase activity. Gene Ontology annotation, cellular component: cytoplasm. The transcript is spliced from 10 exons. Gene Ontology annotation, biological process: protein depalmitoylation. The record is from RefSeq and is a predicted model, not a curated record. Bases 100 to 792 code for a protein of 230 amino acids. Lineage: Eukaryota; Metazoa; Chordata; Actinopteri; Perciformes; Anoplopomatidae.